This is a messenger RNA of Melanotaenia boesemani (Boeseman's rainbowfish), 962 nucleotides long. RefSeq names its product deleted in primary ciliary dyskinesia homolog (mouse) (gene dpcd). The coding region runs from base 29 to 640 and encodes 203 amino acids. The record is from RefSeq and is a predicted model, not a curated record. NCBI's taxonomy places the organism in Eukaryota, Metazoa, Chordata, Actinopteri, Atheriniformes, Melanotaeniidae. The transcript has 6 exons.
CCGGAAGUGGCUUAAGGGACUUGGAAACAUGGCUGUGCAAAGCUGGAUCGAUAUUGUUAAAUCGUCAAAGAAAACGGCGUUAAUUCACGACGGUAAAAGGAAAAUCCACUACCACUUUAAAGAUGGAAAAGAAAUGGCAGAAGAGUAUGACCUGAAGACAGAUGAGCUCAUUGUACGAAAAUGGCGCCAUAAAAGCACCCUUGGAGUUCAAGGCUGUUGGCAAGUAGAAGUUGGGGAGCCUCUUGUCAGUACGACUGCAUCUUUGGACUCUGAUGUGAUCAAAGAAAACUGUUGCAAUCCAGUGUUCGUACGUAAAGACACAAAGAUCAACUUUCAGUGGAGAAUCCGUAACCUUCCUUACCCCAAAGAUGUCUUCAGUGUUUUAGUAGAGCCACCUGAGAGAUGCAUCAUCAUAAAAACGUCAAAUAAAAAGUAUUACAAGAAGUUCAGUAUCCCUGACCUCGAUCGAAGUCAGCUGCCCCUGGACAGCUCAGCACUCAGCUUCACACAUGCCAACAACACUUUAAUUGUCAGUUACAAGAAACCCAAAGAGAUCUUAACCUUUGAGCAGGAGUUACUGAAGGAACUGAAGAAACUGAAGGGGACCGCUGAAGGGGAUGUCGACUGCAAAACCCAGUAAAUCAAGACUGGGAGAGAAAAGAAAUAAUACUGAGUCGUGUUUAAAGCAGAGUCUAGCUGCAUCAUUUUCCAUUAAUGUGGCCGCUUGUUUACUUUCCUAAAGUGGAUCCCAUCAUUGGGAUGGAAGUGCCUUGUUCCUGGUUUAAUUUCUCCAUUUACUGGAAUUUUUAAUGUUCAAAUGUGUCAUUUCCACCAGAUGUAGACACUGAUAAAGUAAUGUCAUAGGCAUGUUAAAAUCUUUCAGUUAAAUUUUUAACUUAAUAAAUGUUUGUUCCUUUUCAAAUGAUGUAUUUUGAAGAAAUUAAAUAAAUUAAUACAUUUUG